UUCAAUCAUCAGAUGGUCAUUCUAUGAAUCCCCUCCAAAGGACUGCAUUACAAACAGCAAAUGCUCAAUCCACUGGUUACUUUAUAACUCAAGAUUCUUCUUUUGGUAAUUUAAUAUUACCAGUUUUGCCCCGUUUUGAUUCAAAGUCCUAAUGUUCCCGUGUUUAAAAUUAAAGUAUUUAGAAGAACGAUUGCAGUGUAUUUCGGAAUUUGAGAAACCUAAAAUUUUACUGGAACAGUAUAUUACACCUCCACAUCUUAGUUCUCAUAUACUAUAUACUGUGCAGUCUCAAUAUGGGGACAUUGACAGUAAAAUAGUGGCUGAUUUAGGUAGCGGUUGUGGAGCAUUAACAAUUGGAACUGGAGUACUUGGUGCUUCUUUCAUAAUUGGUUUUGAGAUUGAUAGAGAAGCUAUUGACAUCUGUUUAGAAAAUAUUGCAGAACAAGAAUUAACUAACAUAGACAUUGUGAAUUGUGACGUCAUAAAUGGAAUUCCUUCCAGAUUUUACAAAUUUUUUGAUACAGUUUUGAUGAAUCCCCCUUUUGGCACAAAACAUAAUGCUGGUAUUGAUAUAAAAUUCUUAGAAACAGCUUUCAAAUUAUCCAAAAACGUUGUUUAUUCAUUACACAAAACAUCUACUAGGAAACAUAUUUUAAAAUACGCUGAAUCUUUAGGACACAAAGCAGAAGUUUUAGCGGAAUUAAAGUAUGAUCUAUCGUCUACCUACAAAUUUCACAAGAAGAAAUCUGUAGAUAUUCAAGUGGAUUUUUAUAGAUUUAUAUUGUUAAAGUAA
Molecule: messenger RNA, 793 nt
Organism: Diorhabda sublineata
Lineage: Eukaryota; Metazoa; Arthropoda; Insecta; Coleoptera; Chrysomelidae
Gene: Mettl5
Product: rRNA N6-adenosine-methyltransferase METTL5
Exons: 4
Coding region: 152-793 (213 amino acids)
Biological process (GO): rRNA methylation
Molecular function (GO): rRNA (adenine-N6-)-methyltransferase activity; nucleic acid binding
Source: RefSeq, a predicted model, not a curated record